Molecule: messenger RNA, 1833 nt
Organism: Cryptomeria japonica (Japanese cedar)
Lineage: Eukaryota; Viridiplantae; Streptophyta; Pinopsida; Cupressales; Cupressaceae
Product: flavin-containing monooxygenase FMO GS-OX-like 8
Exons: 7
Coding region: 329-1720 (463 amino acids)
Molecular function (GO): N,N-dimethylaniline monooxygenase activity; flavin adenine dinucleotide binding; NADP binding
Source: RefSeq, a predicted model, not a curated record
UUCGGAAAGACCAAAAAGUUUGGCCAACUAAAACAUUCUGUCGCCAUGAUUCAAUUGGACUUUAACCAAAUGUUGAAAAAAUUGAAUCUAAUUCUUUUCCAUCGGAUAAAUUGCUCUACCUUGGCGUGAUUGGAGCAGGAGCAGCGGGACUUCAACGUUUUCAUUAUAUCUAUCAAAGACCCUACCCUUAUUUCUGACACGUUUUUCCUGUUUGUCUGUUGCAGAUGAAAAUGCUAAGAAAAUUGACGACUCCUAUGUAUAUAUCGAUAAUCAUGACCCUAAAGUACUCGAAUCAAUUGCAAUUGGCUUCCUCGCCUCAAUUGCUAUAAUGUCUUCAAAUGGGGGCUUCGAUGAAAUAAAGAAAGUGGGCGUGAUUGGAGCAGGAGCAGCAGGACUUGUAGCUGCAAAGGAACUCCAGAGGGAAGGAUUUGAGGUGGUCGUGUAUGAGCAGAAUGCAGAUGUGGGUGGCAUUUGGUUAUAUAAUCCAGAUAUUGAGGACGACCCACUUGGAUUGGAGAUAGUAGGGCCCAAUCAGGGGACAAUAUAUGAAUCACUCAGAACUAAUCUAACCAGAGAAGUCAUGGGUUACAUGGAUUACCCCUUUCUUGUCAAGGAGGGGAGGGACCCAAGAAGGUUCCCUGGUCACGAAGAAAUUUCAUUGUACCUCAAAGAUUUUGCAAGGCAUUUUAAUUUGGUUGAACUUAUUAGGUUUAAUACAAAAGUGGAGUAUGUUGGGAUGGUCGGUAAAUGCCAGGAAUGGGUUAUGAAUGGUGAAAGGGACUGUGAUAUGGAUGGGGAUCCAAUGGAUGAAAGAGUCCAGUGGGUUGUUAGAGCAACAAGCUCGGGUACUGUGGAAGAAGAAGUCUUUGAUGCAGUGGUUGUGUGCAAUGGUCACUAUAGGCAGCCCGCUAUUGCUGAAAUCCCAGGGGCACAAAAAUGGCCUGGAAAGCAAAUCCAUAGCUAUAGUUAUCGAGUUUCUGAACCAUUUUUCAACCAGGUUGUGGUUAUUAUUGGGAGUUCAUUAAGUGCAUGCGAUAUUUCUUUGGAUUUGAAGAUGGUGGCAAAGGAAGUACAUUUAUCUAUGCGAUCAAAAUACACCAAACCUGGACAACAUAUAUUCAUGGGCAUUGAUGUGCAUAAACUUGGUGUACAUGUUCAUCCUAUGAUAACACUUUUAGAUGAAAAUGGAACUAUGGUGUUUGAAGAUGGUUCCUCAAUUGUUGCUGAUUCAAUCAUCCAUUGUACAGGGUAUUCUUAUUCUUUUCCAUUUCUUGAUACAAAAGGAAUUGUCAAAGUUGAAGAUAAUUGUGUGCGUCCAUUAUAUGAGCAUAUAUUUCCUCCAUUAUUAGCUCCUUCUCUUUCAUUUGUUGGUAUACCCAAAAAGGUUAUACCUUUCCCUUUUUUCGAGCUACAAUCCAAGUGGAUAGCAAGCAUAUUAUCAAGGAAAGUGAAGCUUCCAUCAAGAAGGGAAAUGAGCAAAAAUGUGAAGGAAUUAUAUGAUUAUCAAGAGAUGAUUGGUAUAUCCAAGAGUACCUCCCAUACCAUUGGAAAUUUUCAGUAUUGUGACCAACUUGCAGCUCAAUCUGGUGCAACCCCUUUUGAGGAAUGGAGGAAAGAAAUUGCAAAGGCAGGGAUAAUUGAUAGUAUAUCUAAUCCAACAACAUAUCGAGACUUAUGGGAUGAUCAUUACUUGCUUGGAUUGUUGCAGAAAUCUCCAUAGCCAUGAAGAAUUGAUGAAUUUUUAUACAUGAAGAUUUUAUUUAUUAAGAUUAAAUUGUCUCUUUAAGAAUUAAAUUCCAAAUUUUAUUUUGAAAUUCUAUUCCUAAAUUUUGA